AUGAUGCUGCGUGCAGCGUAUCGUGUCGCUUUACAGCGGCCACAAUUGUUGGUCUCUCGCCGCUUGUCAUUUCUGGCAGCAUCUGAAGUCAUUGCAGGAGAUCGUGCAUUAGAAGAUGAAAAAUGGAUCCGCCUUAUGCGACAGACGAGUCGUCUCGAGUCAUCCAUACUACUGCCUUUGAAUGAGAAGCUCUUGGGACCAUUAGACCGCAAACAUCGCGAGGAAAAACUGCCAUCACUGCCUUUUGUGUUCCUAUUAGGUAAUCAUUCAUCUGGCAAAUCUUCUUUUAUUAAUUAUCUGCUGCAGCGGGACGUGCAGUCUACAGGCGUGGCGCCUACAGAUGACGGCUUUACUAUCAUCGCCCCAGGCCAUGAGGAUCUGGAUCAGGAUGGACCGGCGCUCGUGGGUGACCCAGAUCUGGGCUUCUCUGGUCUGCGAGUCUACGGGCCUGCGCUGAUUCAGCGUACGCAGCUUAAGGUCCGCAAGGGCAUCCAGGCUAAAUACAUGCUCGUGGACAGUCCUGGCAUGAUUGACUCGCCGCACAGCCCGUCGCACCUGUCGCAGUUCAAUAAUAAAGACACCAAUGGACGACUAUCGUCUCAACAGCAGAACAGCAUGAAUUUUAAGGGACAUGACUCGGACAGAGGAUACGAGUUCCCAGAAGUCGUGCGCUGGUACGCCGAGCGUGCCGAUGUGAUUCUGCUCUUCUUUGACCCGGACAAACCCGGUACGACAGGCGAGACGCUGUCCAUCUUGACGCGAUCAUUGGCUGGCAUGGACCAUAAAUUGCACCUUGUGCUGAAUAAAGUGGACCAGUUUCGCAAGAUCCAUGACUUCGCACGUGCCUAUGGAUCCCUGUGCUGGAACCUGAGCAAGGUCAUCCCGCUAAAGGAUCUGCCGCGUAUCUACACCAUGUGCAUCCCUACAAAAGACAACCAGUUGCAGCCAGCAGAGGGUCUGGGUGCAUCCAUGAAGGACUUGGAUGCAAUGCGUGAUGAAGUGGUGAGCGAGGUACAGCGCGCUCCAGAGCGCCGGGUGGACAAUCUUAUCACGAAUCUGUACGACUCGUCGCGGCUGCUAAAGAUGCACGCUGAGAUAUUCGAAGACCUCCGUGCUCGGCAUGGUAGUGAGAAAUGGCGGCGUUCAGCUCUUGUUGCUGCUACAUUCGUGGGAGGCAAUGCUUUGGCAGGUUCAGCGCUAGCGGGCGGUGUCCCCAUUGAAGCUGCGGCGGGACUAUCUGUUGCUUGUGUGCUAAUGUCUGCCGGUAUAGUGUGGCACAACUCGACAGUGAUGGCUCAACUCGAGCGCGACCUGCUGCACGAGGACUCGCUGAGUGAGCUGUUCCGUCGUCGCUAUGGCCGUCAGCUAGCAGAAGGAGAUGAGUACGUGCUGUCUUUGUGGAAGCGCGUGCUGCCGACACUGCAGGUAGCAGCGCAAACGCUAGGCUUUAGCAGGUUGCCCAAACUCAAGAACUCUGAAAUUGCUGCACUCGACAACAUCGUGAACAAGGAGAUCCCGGAAUUGCGUCGGCAGUGUGCUCCUUCGGACAGCAGUCUAGCCCACCAGGUUGCCAAGAUGUUUCGCAGCUAA
Molecule: messenger RNA, 1590 nt
Organism: Peronospora farinosa
Lineage: Eukaryota; Oomycota; Peronosporomycetes; Peronosporales; Peronosporaceae
Source: the annotation of a GenBank genome assembly